AUGGCAUCUCGCUCAAUCAGCAGCGGCGGAGGGCCUUCCGUCUGGGCUGGCCUUGCGCUCCUCGUCUCUGGUGCACGCGCAAUUGCGAUGCCCGAUGGAACCACUGGAAAAGUUCCCAGUUUGGGAUGGAACUCGUGGAAUGCGUAUCACUGCGACAUUGACGAGAGCAAAUUCCUCUCGGCCGCCGAACUGAUUGUGAGCUCUGGCCUUCUUGACGCAGGAUACGAAUAUGUCAACAUCGAUGAUUGCUGGUCGAUGAAGGAUGGACGGGUUGACGGCCAUAUUGCUCCCAAUACCACUCGUUUCCCUGACGGUAUCGAUGGAUUGGCCCAAAAAGUCCACGCUCUGGGCUUGAAGUUGGGUAUUUACAGCACUGCUGGAACUGACACUUGCGCCGGCUACCCAGCAAGUCUCGGAUACGAGGAUGUCGAUGCUGCCGACUUUGCCAACUGGGGAGUUGACUAUCUGAAAUACGAUAACUGCAACGUCCCCUCAGACUGGCAAGAUGAAUACGUCGCCUGCAUCCAAGACGCUUCCACGGCUGGCCCCAACGGCACCUGCACCACCGCCCUCGAGCCGAAACUCGCUCCUCCAGGAUACGACUGGAGCACGUCCAAGUCAGCCCAGCGCUUCGGCGCCAUGCGAGACGCCCUGGCCAAGCAGAGCCGCGAGAUUGCGCUGAGCCUGUGCAUCUGGGGCACGGCCGACGUCUUCUCCUGGGGCAACGCGACGGGCAUCAACUGGCGCAUGAGCGGCGACAUUUCUCCCGACUGGGGCUCCGUCACGCACAUUCUCAACCUGAACUCGUUCAAGAUGAACUCGGUCGGCUUCUGGGGCCACAACGACGCCGACAUGCUCGAGGUUGGCAACGGCGAUCUGACGAUUGCCGAGACACGCACGCACUUUGCCCUCUGGGCGGCCAUGAAGUCACCGCUUCUCAUCGGGACGGAUCUCGCCCAGCUGUCGCAGGACAACAUCAACUUGUUGAAGAACAAGCACUUGCUGGCGUUCAACCAGGACGAGGUCUAUGGCCGCCCGGCUACUCCGUACAAAUGGGGAAUCAACCCUGACUGGACGUACAACUCUACGUAUCCCGCCGAGUUUUGGGCUGGUCCAUCAACAAAGGGGCAUCUGGUGCUGAUGUUGAACACUUUGAACAAGACGGUUACAAAGGAGGCCAAGUGGCAUGAGAUUCCGGGCUUGUCUGCCGGACACUAUGAGGUGCGAGAUGUGUGGAGUGACAAGAAUCUUGGGUGUCUUAGUUCGUACAAGGCGGCUGUUGCUGCUCACGACACUGCUGUUAUUCUGGUUGGUAAGAAGUGCCGGAAAUGGUAG
Messenger RNA from Trichoderma aggressivum f. europaeum, 1335 nucleotides. RefSeq lists its product as uncharacterized. Gene Ontology annotation, cellular component: cytoplasm. Gene Ontology annotation, molecular function: alpha-galactosidase activity. The coding region runs from base 1 to 1335 and encodes 444 amino acids. NCBI's taxonomy places the organism in Eukaryota, Fungi, Ascomycota, Sordariomycetes, Hypocreales, Hypocreaceae. The record is from RefSeq and is a predicted model, not a curated record. The transcript has 6 exons. Gene Ontology annotation, biological process: glycoside catabolic process; oligosaccharide metabolic process.